AAAAUCAAGGGGUCAGCCUGGAUAACCCACGGACAGGGGCACAGGGCAACCCUAGCUGGAAAAUGCACACCUGGAUCAUGUGGCCUAUCUUCAUCGGCGCUUUGCCGUGCUGGAAGAUCGUCGCCUCCGAUCUCCAUAACCCGGUGCAAUGACAGAAUGGUUAUGAAGAAGGAGCUCCAACUUCAAGUCUACCUAGAAUCGUGCUUACACUCUCCCUUUCCUAUAUUUGGAAUGGAUUCCACUGCCUACCCUGCUCCUUCCUCUGCCAUCAAACCUUACCCAAGCUUCCUUUGAUUUCUUCGUCUCUCUGCCUCACUCUUUACUCAUAUUUGUCUUGAUUUAAUACACAAGCCUUUGGAUGGCCUCAACACCUCCGCAGUGUUCAAUUACUGCAGCAAAACCAUACCAAAACCACCCUUAUCCUCAGAACAACCGCCACUUCAGAAACCAACGCCAUGACCACCACCAGAACAAUCGAUAUUGGGCCUCUAACAAAGUCUUUGCUACAAAACCUUCUCCUAUACCUCGCAAUGCAUCAAAAUCGGGCACCAUCCCUGGCCCCGUCCCCCAAAACCCCAGCCUUUCAUCUUUCUGUUCUCUUCCUUCCCCAAAAUCUGAACUUGCUGCAGACUUCUCUGGUCGACGUUCUACCCGGUUUGUCUCCAAAAUGCACCUUGGACGACCUAAAUCUGGUUUAAGCAGCCCCCACUCCUCCAUAGCUGAGGAUGUCCUGCAGCAUGUCAUGCAAUGCAAUAAUGAUGUAGGGGCUCUUGAAGACAUAUUGGUUAAAUUUGAACAUAAGCUACGUAGAUGUGAUGAUUAUGCAUAUUUAAUCCGUGAACUUGGGAAUAGAGGUGAAUGCUGGAAAGCAAAUAGGUGUUUUGAAUUUGCUGUAAGAAGGGAGAAGAGAAAGUAUGAGCAGGGCAGAUUAACUAGCACGAUGAUUAGUACCCUUGGUAGGUUAGGGAAGGUUGAUCUUGCAAAGAAGGUCUUUGAAAUGGCGAAGGAUAAAGGGUAUGGAAACACGGUUUAUGCUUUUUCUGCGAUAAUUAGUGCAUAUGGGCGUAAUGGUCACUAUGAUGAAGCAAGAAGGAUCUUUGAGUCAAUGAAACAAUCUGGUCUAAAACCAAAUCUGGUUACAUAUAAUGCAGUGAUUGAUGCUUGUGGGAAAGGGGGCGUGGAAUUUAAGAGAGUAGUGGAGAUCUUUGAUGAAAUGCUGAUAAAUGGUGUUCAACCUGAUCGAAUUACUUAUAAUUCACUUCUUGCGGUUUGCAGUAGAAGUGGGUUGUGGGAGGCAGCUCAAAAUUUAUUCAGUGAGAUGGUUGAGAGAGGGAUCGACCAGGAUAUUUUCACUUACAAUACAUUUUUGGAUGCACUGUGCAAAGGUGGACAGAUGGAUUUGGCCAUUCAGGUCAUGGCUGAGAUGCCUGCAAAGAAAAUUUUGCCCAAUGUGGUGACUUAUAGUACUAUGGUUGAUGGUUAUGCCAAGGCUGGUAGAUUAGAAGAGGCACUGAAUUUUUUCAAUGAAAUGAAAUUUAUGUCAAUUGGUCUUGAUAGGGUCUCAUAUAACACACUGCUUUCAAUUUAUGCAAAGCUUGGCAGGUUUGAGGAGGCCAUGGGCAUAUGCAAAGACAUGGAGAGUUGUGGGAUAAAGAAGGAUGUUGUAACAUACAAUUCACUUUUGGGUGGUUAUGGCAAGCAGGGGAAGUAUGAUGAAGUUCAGAGAGUAUUUAAAGAGAUGAAAGCAGAAAAUGUAUAUCCAAAUGUGUUAACUUAUUCAACAUUGAUUGAUGUGUACUCAAAAGGUGGAAUGUAUAAGGAGGCAAUGGAGGUUUUUAGGGAGUUCAGGAACGCAGGAUUGAAGGCUGAUGUUGUCCUUUAUAGUGCAUUAAUUGACGCUCUUUGCAAGAAUGGAUUAGUUAAAUCUGCGGUGAUGUUGCUUGAUGAGAUGACAAAGGAAGGAAUUAAGCCCAAUGUUGUCACUUACAAUUCCAUAAUUGAUGCCUUUGGUCGGUCUGCAGCUGUGGAAUGUGCUUGUGAUGGCUUUGCUCAAUCUAGUGAUCAUCAACUAGAAACUUCAUAUCUGAGGCUUAUUGAGGGCCCUGUCCAAGACGAGGUGGAAGUUAAGGAGGACAACAAAAUCAUCAAGAUGUUUGGGCAGCUUGCUGCUGAAACAUCAGGCCUUGCAAUCAACGAUGAAGGGAGCAAACAAGACAUUUCCUACAUAUUAGGGGUCUUCCAGAAAAUGCAUGAGCUGGAAAUUAAACCAAAUGUCGUCACAUUCUCUGCCAUUUUGAAUGCUUGCAGCCGUUGCAAUUCAUUUGAAGAUGCUUCAAUGUUAUUGGAGGAGCUCCGCCUAUUUGAUAACCAGGUUUAUGGUGUGGCCCAUGGACUGCUUAUGGGUUACAGGGAAAACAUUUGGGUUCAGGCUCAAUUACUGUUUGAUGAAGUCAAGCAUAUGGAUUCUUCAACAGCUUCUGCCUUUUAUAAUGCCCUUACUGACAUGCUUUGGCACUUUGGUCAGAAACGAGGGGCCCAGCUCGUUGUGCUUGAAGGGAAACGUCGAAAUGUUUGGGAGAGUGUCUGGUCUGAUUCUUGCUUGGAUCUGCAUCUGAUGUCUUGUGGUGCUGCUUGUGCAAUGGUGCAUGCAUGGUUGCUCAAUAUCCGUUCAGUUGUUUAUGAAGGCCGUGAACUGCCUAAGCUAUUAAGCAUUCUGACCGGAUGGGGCAAGCACAGCAAAGUAGUUGGCGAUGGCACUUUGAGAAGAGCUAUCGAGGCACUUCUCAAUGGCAUGGGCGCGCCCUUUCAGGUCGCCGAGUGUAAUUUAGGUAGGUUUAUAUCUGCAGGAUCUGUGGUCGCUGCCUGGCUGAAAGAACCAGGCACAUUAAACUUGCUUGUACUUCAUGAUGACAAGAGUAAUCCUGAAGACGCAAAAUCAGGAAGAAUUUAUGAUUUGAAAAUGCUCAGCUUGUAGAUAAGUGUAUGUGUUCGUCCCUCCCUUUUUUCGCCAUUGAAGUGUAAAUGUGUAUGUUUUGCUAGGGGACCACAUUUUACUAGACCAUAUGGCCAUUCGUGAGGUUUAAAUUACCAGACAAAACACAAGAUCCAAGCACUUGGGAUCGCUGAAUCCCAAUCAUGAUAAAUGCAAUGAGUCAAUUUUUUUUUUU
Messenger RNA from Neltuma alba, 3167 nucleotides. RefSeq names its product pentatricopeptide repeat-containing protein At2g31400, chloroplastic. Lineage: Eukaryota; Viridiplantae; Streptophyta; Magnoliopsida; Fabales; Fabaceae. The coding region runs from base 359 to 2974 and encodes 871 amino acids. Gene Ontology annotation, molecular function: protein binding. The record is from RefSeq and is a predicted model, not a curated record. The transcript is spliced from 5 exons.